GAGGAUGCCGGAAGUACUGAAAUUCCUCUGGAUACUGAAAUAGAUCUCAAGGACGAAGACGACGACCUGUUUCAGUCCACGAUUCAAGAUCCUGUAUCCAAUAUCCCGGAUCCUGUAUCCAGGAUACAACCGGAGAUAUCAAAACCUAACACUCAAAACGGAUUUGAUAGGUUUGGUUGCUUUACUUUUCAAGAUCUUAUCACUGGGCUGCAUGAUGCGAAUUACAGCAUGCAGCCAGACCCAGGACGUAUUUACCAGUAUACGAGCCUAACAGGCCCCCGGCAUGUGACCCUGAGGUUCACAUGUCAUUAUCUAAUGGGGGUGCAGCCGGGUCGGACUUCUCGUUUUUUCUAAGGCCUCUUAGAGGUCAAAAGAGGCCAUGCCUGUGUUAUAAAUAAAUAAAAACUUUAAAGUUUAAAUGUCUAUACA
Molecule: messenger RNA, 429 nt
Organism: Eurytemora carolleeae
Lineage: Eukaryota; Metazoa; Arthropoda; Copepoda; Calanoida; Temoridae
Source: RefSeq, a predicted model, not a curated record